AUGAGUGCUGCCUUCGCAGGGAGUGCUGCCUUCGCAAGGAGUGCUGCCUUCGCAAGGAGUGCUGCCUUCGCAAGGAGUGCUGCCUUCGCAAUGAGGGCUGCCCUUAGAGGGAGUGCUGCCUUCGCAAGGGGUGGUGCCUUCGCAAGGAGUGCUGCCUUUGCAAGGAGUGCUGCCUUCGCAAGGAGUGCUGCCUUCGCUAGGAGUGCUGCCCUUCUAAGGAGUGCUGGCUUCCCAAGGAGUGCUGCCAUCGCUAGGAGUGCUGCUUUCGCAAGGAGGGCAGACUUCGCAAGAAGUGCUGCCUUUGCAGGGAGUGCUGCCUUCGCAAGGAGUGGUGCCUUCGCAAGGAGUGCUGCCUUCGCAGGGAGUGCUGCAUCCGCAAGGAGUGCUGCCUUCGCAAGGAGUGCUGCCUUCGCAAGGAGUGCUGCCUUUGCAAGGAGCGCUGCCAUCGCAAGGAGUGCUGCCUUCGCUAGGAGUGCUGCCUUCGCAAGGAGGGCUGCCUUCGCAAAGAGGGCUGCCUUCGCAGGGAGUGCUGCCUUCGCAAGGGGUAAUGCCUUCGCAAGAAGUUCUGCUUUCGCAGGGAGUACUGCCUUUGCAAGGAGUGCUGCCUUCCAAGAAGUGCUGCCUUUGCAAGAAGUGCUCCCUUCGCAAAGAGUGCUGCCUUCGCAAGGAGUGCUGCCUUCACAAUGA
Messenger RNA from Schistocerca cancellata (South American locust), 687 nucleotides. RefSeq names its product trophinin-like. Bases 1 to 687 code for a protein of 228 amino acids. The transcript has a single exon. The record is from RefSeq and is a predicted model, not a curated record. NCBI's taxonomy places the organism in Eukaryota, Metazoa, Arthropoda, Insecta, Orthoptera, Acrididae.